AACAUAGAAAAGAUCUCAAGUCCAACAAUAUCACAAAAAUAACCACACACUUGACUCAUGAUUUUGCAGUGGUUUAAUACCAAGAAAUCCGGAUUUUCUGGAUCUUUUAAACCUCGAAAAUCAAUCUACCUGAGCUUCCUUUUUUCCUUAAUAUCGUCAAAAAUCUAUGCAUACAUGUAAGCAAGGUGAAGUGAAAACCGCGGAAGUCGUGACUCUUAUCAAACAGCUUCAUGAGGCAUGUACCACUGGCAACUUAGACUUUCUUCUAACUAUUUUAUACCACAACAAAGAUGAGGCUAUAAAUAUUAUCUGUGGUGCACCAUUGACAUCUAGCCCCAGCGAGCAUGAGGAAUCAUGGGAUACCUUGAGGGACUUCUUACAUAUUGCAUCUAAUCAUGGACAUUCAGAAAUUGUAAGAAAAUUGAUAGAAUUUGGUGCUGAUGUGAACAGAAUGUCAGUGCAAAAUCAAACACCUCUUAGUAACGCAUGUGAAAAUGGCAACAUAGAUGUUGCGAGGCUUCUGAUAUGUAAGGGAGCAGAAAUUGAUCCUUCCGAGGUAGCCUUCGAACAGUCUCCUAUUUAUUUUGCCUGCCUUGAAGGACAUAUAGACAUAAUUGAAUUAUUAAUAAGCAAAAAGCCGUCUAUACUCCAAAUAAGUGGUCAACUGUUACUGUAUACAGCAGCCUCUGAAGGACACUUAGAAGUUGUUAAAUUCUUGAUCAAAAAAAGAGUGAAUAUCAAUCCACCACGGGUUCAAGCAGAAAUUAAUGGUGUUCCAGUAAUGCUUGAUUCAUUGGGUUCUCCUCUCUAUGGUGCUUGCUCAGGUAGACAGACUGCAGUAGCACAGUAUCUGAUUGAAAAUGGUGCUAUAGUUACUGUCAAGAUCGUUGAAACAUUCUGGGAGUUUCUUGGCGAAGUACUUAUGAGGUACACAAAAGAUGCCAAGGCCAAAAGAAAAACAGCUGUGUCGUUUGAGUCCGACCCUGAUAUCAAAAUGUAUGCAGCAUGUUGGGCAAACAAAAGUAUAUGCUCAUUGCAUAAGGGAUGGUUUGUUAAUUUGUCAGCAAGACUGGUUUCUAUUGAUCUGGCUCAUAACAAUCUGGAAGAACUGCCAGAAGAGUUGUUUUCUAUUCUCCCUGUUCUAGAAGAGCUUGAUGUUUCACAUAACAAGCUGAUAUUUCUUCCUGAAAUCAAUAUUACUGACUCAUUUACAAGUUUAGAGAAAUUGUUUGUUCAGAAGAACCAGUUAACGUACAUACCAUCGUCACUCUUCCAAAUCAAAACGCUGAAGAAAGUGAACCUUUCAUACAACAAGAUCACCAGUCUAGAAGAUGAUGAGAACACAGACACGUAUGUCAGCUGGAGGUGUCCUGCUUUGAAAGUAUUAAAACUUAACAACAAUUGCCUUUCAUCUUUACCAAACGGAAUUCAAAGUGCUUCAGGAUUAGUUAAACUAUUUGUGAAUAACAACUAUCUUAAUGGCUUCCCUAUGCCUUGGAAAUGUCCUCUGGAAACACUGGACCUCUCCCAUAACAAACUGACAGUAUUCAACUACAAUGUUGAAAUGGUUUGGGCAAGUUCUUUGCGAUACCUGAAUCUGUCUUAUAACAACUUGGACUGUAUCUCCUGGAACAUAUGUCAUCUGAGCAGUCUGAUGGACCUUGAUGUCAGCCAUAAUAGUAUUAAAAGGCUACCAGCAGAACGAGACUGGACUUGUAUCUGUUUACACAAACUGAACUCGUCUUACAACAAGCUGAGUGCAAGGUUGUUAGGCGAAGGUGCUCAGUCUAACACUCUUCGUCAUCGGCUGUUCAAGGCUCCUAAUCAAGAUGACGGACAGGAGUUCAAAACAGAUGUUGAGAUUCCAGUGGCUCUCUUUGCACCAACACUUGAGACAUUAUUCCUUAACAACAACUGUCUUCAGGUUGUUCCACUGUCUGUCUGUCAAAUGACGAACCUCAUUGAACUUGACUUAAGCAACAAUGUUGACCUUAAGACUCUUCCUCCACAACUUGGGAAUCUGAGAGAUUGUUGGCAGCUCAGGUUAACUAACUUAAACUUGACGGGAUUGCCCAAGCAUGUUAGACCAGGUGGGAUUGGCGUUAGACCUAAAGAUACUCUGGCGUUUUUAAGAGCAACAUUACGCAAGUCAGUACCAUAUUACCGAAUGAAGCUUAUGGUAGUUGGAAUACAGGGCUAUGGUAAAACAACCCUUCUUGCAGCACUCAAAGGUCAAAACCUCCCUAAGAAUAUAUCCACUGUAGGGAUUGUGAUAGAUGAAUGGAAUGUACAGCUAGGCUCUGGUUCCUGGUUCCCUCUAUCCAGACUAAUGUCUCAGUCUGCCCCACCUAGUAUUACCUUUAGUACUUGGGACCUUGCUGGGCAGAGUGUGUAUUACGCUGCACAUCAAAUGUUUCUAUCAACCAGUACUCUAUACCUAGGUGUGUGGAACGUCACACUCGGUGAAGAAGGCAUUGAAAGUCUGAGACAAUGGCUGUUGAACAUUAAGGCUCGUGCGCCAUUUUCUGAUGUUCUCAUUGUCGGGACUCACGUCGACAUGCUGCCGAAAAAGAACCGUGAAACACGCGUCGAUAAGCUCAAACAAAUAGUUAUGAAUAAAUAUGCGGACAGUAAAGGAUUCCCUAAGAUCGUAGGGAAUAUUGUGGUGUCUGCAAUGACAGGAGAAAAUAUUCAAGAGCUGAGAGAGAUGAUAUACAGUAAAGCCAUGAAAACUAAAGAACAAGGAGAGAAUGUCAUUGGAAAACAGGUCCCAUUGAGUUACAUUCAGUUACAAGAAUCAGUGUUGAGAGAAGCAGAGAGGAGAAGAGCUACAGGAGAACCACCCAUAUUACUUGAAGAAGAAAUCCUUGAGUUAGCAAGCAAGAAUAAAGACAAUGAUAUCCUGGAUCACGAGGAGCUCACGCUAGCCACAAGGUUUCUUCAUGAAAACGGCAUCCUUCUGCACUACAAUGACCAGCUUCGAGGUCUAAACAGCUUGUACUUCAUCGACCCAUCCUGGGUGUGUGACCUUAUCGCUAACAUCGUCACUGUAAGAGAGCGCAAUCCUUUCAUCAAGGAAGGGAUAAUGUGGAAGAGCAAUGUGGCUUUGGUGCUCAAAGAUCCACGCUUUCCUCCCCAGUUCAUCUCUCAGUAUCUGCAAUUAAUGGAGAGGUUUGAAAUAGCUCUCGGCCUUGAUGAAAAUCGUCUUCUUAUUCCCUCCAUGCUYCCCCCGGACUCCCCUGGAAUGCAGCUUGACAAACUCUACAGGUUGGGGGGUAUAUCAAGACCGCGUUCGAAGACCGAGAAAUACUCUCGUCCGGCUAAAGAGUACGACAAUGGAUCUGCCGCAGAAUGCAAGGCUGCGUCGUUACCAAGGCUUAGGCCUGGCAACAAGGAGAAAGUCAAGUUUAAAGACCAACUGGAAGAGGAUGGAACUCCAAACGGUCCUGUUGAUGCAGUGAGGCGUAACUACCAGAUGGCUUACAUCCCUAGUGGAUUCUGGAGUCGUCUUAUCACCAGGCUGAUGGUCUCUUUGCAGAGGUGGCGUACAAGUGAAGGUAUUGAAGAAGAGCGGUUCUCCAUGAUAUAUUGGAGGAAGGGCAUUGGUGUAGUUUAUGAAGGAGGACACUUCAUCGUCCAGUCGUACAGGGAAAUGAUUCCACUACAUGCUGGCCGUAAUCGGUUUGAAGAACUCGAGGGCGUCUCUAUAGAAGUUUGGUCUGGGAUGAGAGAUUUUUCUGUCAUUGGAUUCAUUGUUGAUCAAGUAGACGCUCUGAUAUCUGAAUGGUACCCAGGUCUCGACGACACCGAUUCUUUUGGCUACCCACUCGUACGUCGUUUGAUACCCUGCCCACAAUGCUCCACCCUGUUCGCCCGCCGUGGAUGCUAUCUUCGCCGUUCGUGCUCCGUAGAGUUUCCCACAGAGCACUGCGGUGCACAGCCUGUACGUCCAUACAAUUUCACUCUACCAACCUGUGCCGCUGCGGCCCUUAACUUCGCUACCAUCAACUGUCCCUACCAUCCUGAAACAGUAGUCUCUUUAGACGAGCUUAUCCCUGAUCUGCUCAUGACUGACCUCCCCCGGCAUCUACUAGUCGAGAGAGGGGAGUUCUCUUAUAAGACUGAUGCUGUUAGUCGGUUAGGAGGGGGAGGCGCGGGAGAGGUUUUUCGAGGCUUUAUGGAUGAAAUGGAGGUAGCUGUCAAGACCUUUCACUCAACGCGUACCACAAGAUACCUUCUUGAUAGUGGUAUCGGUGGUGCGUCCACUGACGGCAGCUCUACAGGGCCAAUCUCGGGACCCUCGUUCAGAGCCAGACGGAGCGAGGGUUCAAGUAUGCGAAGAGCAGGAGUGUUUCGAGGGGAAUGUAGUCUGCAAGAAGAUAAUAUGGAAGAUGAGUUAGAAAAAACGAAAGUUGUUCGCGCUUUCUGGGACUUAAGACAAGAGGUUGCAGUGCUGUGUCAUCUCCAACAUCCAUGUGUCGUCAAACUACUGGGUGUCUGUCUUCAUCCACUGUGCUUCCUCCUUGAGCUAGCGCCACAUGGAAGCCUAGCGAAUGUGCUUGAAGAGAUGACUUUAGGAAGAGAGAAAGAGAAAAAAGCCAUUAAUCCUGUCAAAUAUGAGACUAAGGACAGUGUACUUGGAAGGUCACUGACUUACAAGAUCGCUUAUCAGGUUAUCAGCGCACUAUGGUAUCUCCACGAUUCAGACAUCAUCUAUCGAGAUCUGAAGGCCGACAAUAUUCUGGUGUGGUCCCUGGAUGAGGAUGACUUGAUUAACGUCAAAUUAUCUGAUUAUGGAAUCUCUUGUUUUGCCACGCCCCAGGGGGUUGCGGGCGAUGAGGGAACACCAGGAUAUCAAGCUCCCGAGAUACGCUCGGGAAUAGGAUACGAUGAAAAGGUCGAUAUUUUCUCGUUUGCCAUUUUCCUUUACGAGUUAAUUUCCGGUGUACGGCCAUUUCGAGACUUCAGAAGCGCCAUCGACAUCAAAAAAGCCAUCCGUCGUAAUGUUCGUCCGUCGCUGGAGGACCAAGAAGUCGACAGCCAACUGCCCAGACUGGAAACAGUCAUGGUGUCCUCGUGGAAUGAACUUCCAGAGAGCAGACCAAGUGCGGACCAGACACUGCGCGAGAUGGAGGAACCAGAGUUCCUAUGUCACUAUCGUAUCAUGCCUAAACCUGAGGAAGGUGUCUUGGAGAAAAUCACCUCUGUUUAUGGACUAGUACACUCUGGAACAGGGUCAUUCUCACCAGAUCCCAGCGACUCCCAAAGUCCCGGUACGUCAGUUAGUCUGAAUAGUUUUGUGUUGCUAUGGAGUCGUGAAAGGGAUCGCCGUCAGUACAGCAUGCUGAACUGUGAUACUGGGGUCUUUUAUUACAAGGACGAGUCCUGCCCUGGACAUAGAGUACUGUGUAUGGUGCGGGUCGGUAGCAGGACUUGGCUUGGCACGGAGGGCUGUACAAUUGAAGUGUUUGGUAAGCGUUCGUGGCGUCUUCCAAGCACCCUCUGCUCGUUUAUUGUCAAGGCACCGGUGCUCGCGUUGCUGACUCAAGAGACAAGGCUUUCACAGGGUAUCAAGAACGCGACCAAGGUGGACCGUGUAUACGCAGCGUUAGCAAACGGCACAUUGAUCGUUUUUACUCACGAGAGCGUUGCCACCUCCAGCCACACCCACGAUGACGUAAAGCGGUUCUAUGACGAAAGCGAUGACGCCAUAUCUCAAGAGAUUAAGCAAUGGAAAGAAAUUCAAGUGAUCAACUUGGGACAGAGCAGUAAUCCAGUCAAGAGUAUGGUGCUUACCAAGGAUAACGAAGAGUUGUGGGUUAGUUGCGGUAAUCAGAUUAUCGUGUUGAACACACACACUCUAUCUAUCGUCAAGGAGAUUCCUGUGUAUUCGUCACAGCGCGCGCAUGUUCGUAAAAUGGUCGCCUGUGAUGACCGUGUGUGGAGUAUUGAUCGACGCUCCACCAAGAUUCUUCAGUGGGACGUACGAACGCACCACUUGACCCACGUAUUUGACCUCGAGGUCGAUAACCCAGUCAUGAAAUCAGUUUGCAAGCCGUUCUGUGAGAGGGAAGGAGUAGACAUUGGCGAGGAAGAUGCGAAAAGACAAGGUGAUACAGUGCCGAGAACGUGGCGAAAUAGAGCGGAUACCAAUAGGCCACCACCUUAUCCUGGCAACGGAAACACUGCAGCAAAAACAAUAGUUGACCGUGCUUUAGGCGGUGAGACGCGGUUGUCGCGCUCUGGUGCUCUUAAGAGCCGGAGUUCCGCACCGUUACCAAUCAGCUCAGAUGGUGUCCCUAGUGAAGUAGUUGACAAACUGGCCAAGAUGGAACCUGAGGAGUCUUCCUCCUUGGGACUUAAAGCCGAAGGGGAUUCAAAACUAGAGUCUUCAAGGUCGAAGACAGGAAGUCAAGCUGAAGUGACAAUGGCGACAGACACACAGAAUAAAAAUGUGUGCCCUGCAGAUGAAGAUAGUUUGCUCAAAGACAACCUUCAGGAAAAUGACUCCAAAACGGAAAAUAAUUACCUUGGGACGUCAGUUGACAGUGGCUGUUACUCUGAGAUAUCAAUAAAGAGCGUUGAUUUGAAGGCUUUGAACGACGCUUUAGUCAUUCUGUCUGAUGCCAAAACGAUACCAGAAGAAAAGGAACAGGAUUCCAAAAACAACAACGACGAAGCGACAUUCGAGGUCGUGAAUCGAACAGAAAUCGUGAUAGAAGCUGCAAAAGAGAGACGAGAAAACAACCAAUCUCCUUCCAUAGAAGCAGCGUCCAUGUCAUCGCUCACUGCCAAGCCAAAGUCACUUUCCAGGGGCCCCUCCCUGAUGAGAUCAAGAAAGAGAAAAUCUCUCCGUCACAGCGAUGUCCCAGCUUCAUCGAAGGAAACGCGUAAUGAACCUGCGAGGCCUCGUCUGCAUGUCCUGACGGGGUCAGUGAAUAAAGUCAUGGCAGUUCUGCAUACGGGUGGUACUCUGUGGGUCGGGAGAGGCAAGGGUGACGUGAUUGUCAUCAAUGUUGAUGAAGAAUCAAACACGUAUUUCUAUGGAGAGGUCAUCGCUCAACUUAAGUGCGACAGCUUUCUUCGUUUUAAUUCUGGUCAAGUAGAUGAAAUCAUUCAGUCAGGAAACAAUAAGAUUGUCUGUCUUCGACGUCUAGAACCAACGCGCCUGCGCAGGCAAGAAGCAGCCAACAAAUCGGGUCAGUUCCCAAGCUGCCAAGACCCAUCAACUGAGCGCUACCAACUGAUAGUGUGGGAAGCCUGGGGACGAAGAGAGUUUGAGAGCUUUAAGUCGUAUCUUGAUAGGUUCAAUGAUCUUGUUGACCAGUGAUGAUAUAAGGAAUACCAUGAUCACAAUAGCAUAUAGAUAACAAGAAUGCUGGUUACGUUAGAAGUGAUGACCCUAUGAUGAGAAUGACUUAGUGAUGACAAUGACGAUUCAUGUUGAUGAUGAUAAUGACAAAUAUGAUAUGAUGGUGAUGGUGAUGGUGAUGGUGAUGGUGAUGGUGAUGGUGAUGAUGAUGGUGAUGAUGCAAAUGGCGUGGUGUCGACGAUAAGGAUGAUAAUAAUGGUCACCAUAGUACGUUUUUAGUUUAGUUUACAACUUCUAUUGGGUGUCAAUCAGGAAGGAAAAUUACAGAACCAACAUGCUACCCAAAGCGGAAAGUGCGAAUGGGACUCUAUGUCACAUGCUGGGCAUUUCCUUUUGACUAACGACAUUAAUGACAAUAAUGACCUCAAAAAGAUGAUAAUGAAUGAAGAUUUCCAAAUAACAGCAGCCUGAAAUAUAAAGAUGGUUCUCGCUAAGAAGAUAAUCGAAUCACUAUAACUUAGUGUAAGAAUAAUACUAUUAAUAGCACAGAUAUAUUUGUAAUCCAUAUCGUUCGAAUGUCGUCGUUCAAAACGUCAUUUUCCACGAUUAAUUUCAACUCGAGUCUAAACGACCUCACAAGUUUUAAAAUUUUACAAAUUAAGUAUAGAGUUUUAUAUGAAUUUAUAUUAAUGUUAGAAAUAAAAAAAGACCUUAUGAAACUAAGUAACCGUUUACACUUAUUUCAAUAAAGUUAGUCACCUGAAAAGCUAAAAAGCUGAUGUCGACAAGGAUCAUGGGUAGAUUCAUUUGAUACGUUCAACCGCUUGAUAACUGUUCAUCGACUUGUGAAUCUUUUACCGGUUACAGUCUCACCUCUUCUGAGCAUCAUCAAGCUGCAGUUUGUAUUAAAGCAGCUUUGUAUAUAAAUGCUUUUUUUGAUAUGAAAAGUUUCCCAUGAUGCUCAGUGAUCUCAGCUUUCUAGGUUUUUGUUGACUAACUUUAUUGAAAUAAGUGUAUGUAGAGGGGAACACUUACGCAUACGGUAUUUAUAAUUAUCAUAACUUUAAUUUUUAAAAAAUAUUUAGAAGUGUUAGCAGCGAGAAAUCAGAUUACUUUAAGUCGAAAGUUCCCCUCUCCACCCCUAUCAGAAAUCCUUGCGUCUACCCUGUUUUCCGUAGAUUAUUUAUAUUAUUAUUAAAUCUAGUUUGUAAAAAAAAAAAAAAGAAAGAAAAACACAAAAUUAAU
Molecule: messenger RNA, 8557 nt
Organism: Actinia tenebrosa (Australian red waratah sea anemone)
Lineage: Eukaryota; Metazoa; Cnidaria; Anthozoa; Actiniaria; Actiniidae
Product: leucine-rich repeat serine/threonine-protein kinase 1
Biological process (GO): protein phosphorylation
Molecular function (GO): protein binding; protein kinase activity; ATP binding
Source: RefSeq, a predicted model, not a curated record